AAAGAAAGAAACAGAGAAACAUGGCCAAUGUCGUUGUUCCUGAGACUCAACUCAUUUCAAAGGGCAAAGCGAUCCCGCUCCUCGGCUUCGGAACGGCCGAGUUCCCGUUUGUCUCCUCCGAGAGCGUGAAGGGACACCUUCUCGACGCGAUCCGAGUGGGUUAUCGACACUUCGACUCGGCCAGGGUUUACCAGUCUGAGCAGCCCCUCGGAAAUGCCGUGGCCGAGGCCCUUGAACUCGGCCUCAUAAGCUCACGUGAGGAGCUGUUCAUCUCCACGAAGCUCUGGAGCAGCGACGCACAUGGCGACCUCGUUGUCCCUGCGCUCCAGAGAUCCCUCAAGAAUCUCAGGCUCGAGUACGUGGACCUGUAUAUGUUGCAUUUUCCGGUGACCUUGAAACCAGGUGAGUGCACGCUUCCAGUGUUGAAGGAGGAUCUGCUUCCGUUUGAUUAUGAGAGUGUAUGGAAGGCCAUGGAAGAGUGUCAAAAGCUGGGCUUGGCCAAACGAAUUGGAGUGAGCAAUUUCUCAUGCAAAAAGCUUGAGAAGUUACUCAGCAUUGCUGAGAUUCCUCCUGCUGUCAACCAAGUGGAGAUGAACCCUCUUUGGCAGCAACAGAAGCUAAGGGAAUUCUGCAAGGAGAAGGGAAUUCACAUCACUGCCUUCUCUCCCUUAGGCGCCAAAGGAUCGUUUUGGGGGACCAAUAGAGUGAUGGAAUGCGAGGUGCUGCAAGAGAUUGCCAAAGCCAAAGGGAAGACGCUUGCCCAGGUUUGUCUGAGGUGGGUGCAUGAACAAGGGGUCAGCGUGCUGGUGAAGAGCUUCAAGACGGAGAGGAUGAAAGAGAACCUCGACAUAUUCGACUGGAGCUUGAGCCUUGAAGAGCUGAACAAAAUUGGUCAGAUCCCGCAGAAGAAAGGAUUCCUCGCGCCCGAGUUUGUAUCCCCCGAUGGUCCUUUCAAGUCUCCCGAAGAGUUCUGGGACGGGGAGGUUUGA
Molecule: messenger RNA, 989 nt
Organism: Rhodamnia argentea
Lineage: Eukaryota; Viridiplantae; Streptophyta; Magnoliopsida; Myrtales; Myrtaceae
Product: non-functional NADPH-dependent codeinone reductase 2-like
Exons: 4
Coding region: 21-989 (322 amino acids)
Cellular component (GO): cytosol
Molecular function (GO): aldose reductase (NADPH) activity
Source: RefSeq, a predicted model, not a curated record